This is a messenger RNA of Macrosteles quadrilineatus (aster leafhopper), 2280 nucleotides long. Its product is annotated as mesoderm induction early response protein 3-like. Bases 190 to 1131 code for a protein of 313 amino acids. The transcript has 8 exons. The record is from RefSeq and is a predicted model, not a curated record. Gene Ontology annotation, biological process: negative regulation of transcription by RNA polymerase II. Lineage: Eukaryota; Metazoa; Arthropoda; Insecta; Hemiptera; Cicadellidae. Gene Ontology annotation, cellular component: nucleoplasm. Gene Ontology annotation, molecular function: histone deacetylase binding; transcription corepressor activity.
CUUAAUUCUUGUGUUUGUGAGUUGAUCUGUUGAUGUCAAAAAUCUAAACAAUCUUUCACAGAUUACAGACAAAAGAUUUAUGAUUUAAAUUUAGGUUGGCGUUUAUUUAAAUGAUACAUAAAAAAACUUAUCAUGCCCACUGAUAAGUAAUGGUUUUUAUCUAAUGUGAAUCUUUGGAAACGUUUAGAGAUGGAUCCAACCUUACCACCUGACGAGCAUGAAGCAGAUCCUUCUUUUUUGAUUAUGGAUGAAAGUGAUGAUGAAGAAACUAUCGCUCAAGAAGAGUCAUUGGAGCCGGAAAUUGAUCCUCAAGAAGAACUGCAUAUUUUAGCAAGUGAUUUAAAUGUGACCCUUGAAGAGCUUACAGCUCAAUCUGAUUCAACUCGUUCAAGACGCGCCCGUAAAAAGGUUAAUUACCAGGCUUUACUGCUGAAGGAACAAAUGAAAAAACUGCAAACUUUAGAAGCGGAACAAAAGGAAUCCACAUCCAAUGCAGAACAACAACAAGCUGGAUCAUCUAGGGAAACUUCAUCCAAACCCCCAACUGACCCCUCCACUGAAGACUCAGAAGAACUUAGUGUAUCAGAACUAACCAAGUUCUACAUGACCAACUCACUGAGCAAUGAAGAUGAAGACGCAGAUGCUGAUUUCAAACCACUGUUAAGACCCAAAUUUAACCGAGAAAUUCGUGUAGGCCCCUCAUAUCAAGCAGAGGUACCGGAGGGGCCGACCGCCACCAAUUACGCUGAUAAAGAUUCAGAAGAAUACGACGAGGAACUUCUGUGGAGACCUUCUCAAGAGCUUAGUGAACAGGAUGUGGAGGCUUACUUGGGUCGGAUCAAUGAAAUUGUACACCAAGCCAUGAGUCAAAGAGUUAAGAACAGAGACAACAAAAAGGCUUUGGAGAUUUUACUUCAGUGUAAUUACAACCAAGAAUUAGCACUUCAAAAAUUCAAGGAAACUCUUGAAGAAUACUUAAAUGGGGAAAAUAUUGAAAAUCACUUUAAUAACAGCAAAGGAGAUUCUACUAAAGAAGUUAAACGUACCAAGGAGUUAGAUGGAAAUGAAGAAAAUAACUCAGUUGUCCCUAAGAUGGCGAGAAAAGAAAAUGCCAAUCCAAGUGAAUCAUAAUAGUUUUAAACAUUAAAAAUGGUAAACCUUGUGGUAAUCAUAUAGAAUAUACUUGAUACUGCCACAACCAGGUCAUUAGAAAGUCAGGAUAAACUAAAAAUCUUGGAAAUUCAACUGCUAAAACAGUAAGUCUUGGUCUGAAACAGAGCUAUCUAAUCCACUCUCUCUUUCUUGCGGAAUUUUUAGCUUGCAAUAUGUAUACAAAGUGUGUCGCUAUACCCAAUUGAAGUUAUUAACUGGCAUAAAAUGUUAAGCAGAUUUCUAUUUUCCAGCAAAUUUUUUUAAAUGUAGGAAAAACAGCAUUAUGAAGUUUUAAUACACACUCUGUAUAACAACUGAAAAAUCAAUGUAUAAUUUGAUGUUUGAUGUUUCAGUCUAUCAUCAUGAAACUCAGUGGUGGCGAUAGCGGGCCCGCGGUGCGGGGGGGCCCGCGAGCUAGGGAGGCCCUUGCAUGAGCCUUGACCGGGAUUUUUCAGUAAAUUUUACCGGGACACGGGCCCGCGAUUGUGCGACAGGCUCAGCCACACGGGUCCCCUAUUGUAACAAUAUUUAAGUAUAUGAGAAUUACCAUACGUUUUUUUAUGACGAAAUUUUGUUCAAACCACCAAGAGCAUUAGGACAAGUAGCUUACAACUGCUAAACUGUCACUAUUACUUGACUGAUCGAUAUAAACUCUCUACCAACCUAAGUAAAAGAAUUGUCAACAGUCGUGCGGAUUGCAUCAACUGUCGUCCUUGUGUUGCUUAGUCUAUGUCUAUGUCCUAGCCCCCGGCGGGUCACACCAGAGACGGCCCUCUAUGCUAAAUCAACCAAAUGAACUUGAAAAUUUUGUUAACUAGGGAUGGACGAGAUUGGAUUUUUAGUUCGAGACGAGACGAGAUUUUUUAUUUCUCAUAAAAUUUCGAGACGGGAUUUCCCUUCUCAUACACAACGGGAAAUGCACGUUCAAAAUGUUUACCUGAUUUUGUAACAUUGUUAGAUGACUGUUUAAAUACAAAAAUAAUGAUAAUAGGCAAGAAUAUUUACAAUCUUUUAUUAAAAAACAUCAGCAUAACAUUUUUUUAAUAUCACGCCUAACUUAUUAAAAAUGCCUACGAUUAGGAAACAUAGUGAUAUCAUUUAGGAUAGAGUUCAACUUAUCCUAAAAUA